Messenger RNA from Achroia grisella, 2639 nucleotides. RefSeq names its product protein wntless (gene wls). Gene Ontology annotation, molecular function: Wnt-protein binding. The record is from RefSeq and is a predicted model, not a curated record. The transcript has a single exon. NCBI's taxonomy places the organism in Eukaryota, Metazoa, Arthropoda, Insecta, Lepidoptera, Pyralidae. The coding region runs from base 131 to 1765 and encodes 544 amino acids. Gene Ontology annotation, biological process: intracellular protein transport; Wnt protein secretion; Wnt signaling pathway. Gene Ontology annotation, cellular component: organelle membrane; endomembrane system.
UUACUUUAUACGGGCAACACAGUGAACAGCGCAUGUCAAAUCGAGAUCGAAGCGCGUCGAAAACAAGAACAAUGGAAUUGUCUCGUUAAUUUUAUUUCGUGUUUCAAUUAAUUUACAUUGAACUGCUAAAAUGUCAGGCACAAUAAUUGAAAACCUGAGCGGGCGUAAGCUAGCUAUUUUAAUGAGUUUUCUAUUGUUAUGUCAAAUAACAUGUUUUCUAAUCGGCGGAUUGGUCGCGCCCAUGCCAGCAAACGCACAAAGCAUUCUCGGAACUGUUUGCAAAGAUACUUCUACAAUUAAAAAUGACACGACAAAGUGGUUUUACAAUCGUGGCCGCGGUUCGUGCCAAACAAUUCGCCUCGAGAACUUGCAUCAGGACAUUUCUGAGGCGGACAUCGUUUUUGCGUUCCAAAUGCCGGUGCCUCGCGAAAGCAAGAUAUUAGACUAUUCAAGAUGGCAACAAAACUUGAUUGGAGUGCUGCAAGUCGACAUAAGGUAUCAUUCUCAGAUGGAAAUAAAGCCGCGCAGUACUGUUACUAUAGAUGCAAGACUCGCGUACAGAAAUAAGGGUGAUCCGGAAGAUCAAUGGAAGUUGUACACACAGUCUGUAGAAAAGCGUCAUCUCGACUGCGAUAUAGAUGUGCCUAUGGAUGAGUAUUUACACAACUGUUCAGCGAUACCAUUGUUUGAACUCGGCUCAUUAUACCAUGACUUUUAUUUGCUCAACAUUAGACUGCCCGUUGAUGGCCCCGAUAUGAACACAAAUAUAGGACACAUACAAGAUAUAUGGUUGACCGUCAUCAAUCAAAAUGGAGGAUUUACAAAGGUUUGGUUAUCAUUAAAAACUGCAUUUUUCCCAUUCAUCAUAGCCAUACUUGUAUGGUUUUGGAGGCGCAUUCACAUGUUACAAAGAAAGCCAGUAUUACUUGAAAAGAUGUUGCUAUGUUUGGGGUUAGCAUUAUGUUUACUUAAUAUGCCACUUGAGUAUCUGACAUUGCACUUUGACCUUCCGUUUAUGUUGUUACUUGGAGAUAUAAGACAGGGUGUGUUUUAUGCAAUGCUAUUCUCUUUUUGGCUAGUGUUUGCAGGGGAGCACAUGCUUAUACAAGAUGUAUCUGUGCAGAGCUCCCUCAAACAGUACUGGAGGCAUUUAAGUGCAGUUGCAAUGGGUUGCAUUUCUUUAUUCAUCUUUGACAUGUGUGAACGCGGGGUGCAGCUUCGUAAUCCCUUCUACUCCAUAUGGGUGACAGAUAUAGGCACCAAUCUCGCCCUAACAUUCAUCAUACUGGCUGGCAUAUCAACUGGGGUUUACUUCAUAUUUUUAUGCUAUUUAGUGUGGCAAGUUUUCAUAAAUAUAUCUAACAAACGUCAAUCAUUGCCCACAAUGUGCUCAGUGAGGCGAUUGCACUAUGAAGGCAUUAUCUAUCGCUUUAAAUUCCUCAUGUUGGCUACAUUAUUGUGCGCUGCACUCACAGUGAUUGGUUUUAUACUUGGACAAGUUGCUGAAGGUCAGUGGAAAUGGGAUGAGCAUAUUGAAAUCGAAUACACAUCAGCAUUUUUCACUGGUGUAUAUGGAAUGUGGAACAUAUACAUAUUUGCCUUGCUAGUGCUAUAUGCACCAAGUCACAAGCAUUGGCCUACAGCUGAAAGCACAUCAGACACCCAGAAUUUGAGCGAGGAGAUUGAAUUUAAUCGAAUGCCCAGCGAGGGUAGCAGUGAGAUAUCCUCUCUAACCUCCUUCAUAAGAAAAACCACUAUUGACUAAAUUAUAUUUGUCCUAAAACUGAAAUAUAGUUCAGUGUUGCUUAACUGUAUGAUAAAGUAACACUUAGUCUCAGGGGAAAUAGUGACAUAAUUAUCUUAUCCAGUUUUGGUAAAGUAAACAACUCUAACAGUAUUUAUUUAAGGAACAAGUUUUGUACUAAUAUGUUUAUUAUGGAAAUGUAUUCCUUAUUAGGUUAUAUUUAAUUUAUAUAAUCUAUGAAGCAAUAACCAUUUAAUGUACUUUCCGUAGAUUUCUAGUGCUAUGGAGAACUGUAAACUGACUAAUAUUAAACUAAUGGAUCUCAAGUUUGAAUAUUAUUUACGGCGGCUAUGGAAUUUGUAAACAUUUUUUUAUGUAACUACCUAAAAUCAGCGUCUAGCGAGUUCAUUGUAAAGUCUGAGUCAGAAUAUUACCAACUGGUUUUUUGACCUUGACCAUUUCCAGACAGUGCUUCCAAUUAUGUGCGUUGUAAGCUUUAAGAAUGUGAUUUGGUCAUCAGAUUCUAGUAUAUAAACCAUAUACAUAAAUAUACUGGAGUUGAUUCUCAAUAUUCUCCAAAUUUAUCUAUAAAACUUGAUUGAAUAUAAAGAGAUAAUAAAUUCAAACUUUAUUUUUCGGAAUUGAUCCUAAGUCGUCAUUAUAAUUUGAUAACCAAAUUACAUUCAAAAUCUCGUGACAUUUUUUACUUAUAUUUUCUGUGAUAGAUUUAUUUCGUAUUACCUAUAACAGUAUUGCUAGGUUUAUUUUAUAAUAACUGUGUUGCCAUCUGUCUAACAUGUACGCUAUUUGUAAGUUUUUACUCGAAUAUUGUAGUUAUUAGUAGCCCAUAUGGGAUUUGUAAUUCGUUUAGAUAUAUAAUUGAUUAAUAAAGUUA